AUGUCUUCAAUGAUAGUCAAUGGGCGGUACCCUCCUGUUAACGGCUCUACCCUAAACGAUGUAACCUCUGAAGAACGCUCAAGCGCCAUCGACUUCGUCAACCGUCACAACUUUGUAUUCGAAGAAUUCGACCAUGCCAAAAUGAUUGACACCUUCCUCCCAAAUGCUACCGUUUACCAUAGUCAUGAUGGAGGUGUGAUCGUGCGGUAUCAAGAGACCCUUGUCCGUUAUGGUUGGCCGGGUGAUGACACGGCUGGAUUCACUCGAAAGGAUGUGGUCAGAGAGAACGGAUUGCCAGCCAUAUGGUGGAUUGGAACCAACAUUGAUCGGCUCCGAAUGACAUCCAACGGCUGGAAGAUUUAUGAGCGGUAUCUUGGGACACCUUUCAGGAAUGGCGCUCUCGAUCUUGAUCGUGCGCCUGAGAAGGUGUCAGCUGUGUGA
Molecule: messenger RNA, 441 nt
Organism: Aspergillus neoniger CBS 115656
Lineage: Eukaryota; Fungi; Ascomycota; Eurotiomycetes; Eurotiales; Aspergillaceae
Exons: 2
Coding region: 1-441 (146 amino acids)
Source: RefSeq, a predicted model, not a curated record